UGUGUGUGUGUGAGAGAGAGAGAGAGAGAGAGAGAGAGCAGAGCGGUGAAUAUGGCCAAAGAGAGCGAAUAAAACUCGCUCGAGCACUUGUUCGUCACACAAUUGCAAGUGUGAAACAUCCCGCAGCCGCGCGCAGGAUUCUCCACGCGCAUCCUAGCAGAUACGAUCUUAAGAGCAGCAUCAACAAAAAAGAAUAUUGGUUAUAAUCACGGAGCCUCGUUACAUCCCGAGUUUCUCCAACGCUACGGGAGGACACGCUUCUCUCUUUCCCGCAUUUAAACUCCCAGCACCCGACUGCCUGCAGCUUCCUGCUCCGUCCGCGCAUCAGCGCGCGAACAGCGCUGCUCUCGUGUCGAACUAUAGGAUUUGGGUGGACGCCAUGGGGACAAAGGGAGGGGGUCUUCGCCAUGGAUUCUGACUUUUUUAAACUCUUAAAAUAAACAUAUAGAUUGCGAAACCCCUAUAGAAGUAGUUGAGCGAGCUGCGCUUCAGGUCGCAUCUCUUCCUGCCCUUCUUCGCCGAACGGGAUGGUUCCAGCGCAGCGGCGCGUGGGGUGAGAAGAUCUUGCAAGACUGCGAAGAAAAGCGAGAGAUCGAGGGAUUAUGGCACUCUUCGCGCUCUGCCUUUUUAUUCUGACGCUCACCUGCACGAACUUUGACCUGGUGACUGCAGCCAGGCACGCGGUACACUGGAACAGUUCAAACAUACUACUUCGUAAGGAGGGCUACACAGUCGAGGUGAAUGUCAAUGACUACCUGGAUAUCUACUGUCCUCACUACAACAGCAGCCAGAGAGGCGUAGCCGAGCAGUACGUGCUCUACAUGGUCAGUUAUCGUGGUUACCGUACAUGCGACCCACAGCUGGGCUUCAAACGCUGGGAGUGUAACCGUCCCCACGCCCCACAUGCACCAAUCAAAUUCUCAGAAAAGUUCCAGCGCUACAGCGCCUUCUCACUCGGCUACGAGUUCCAUGUUGGGCAGGAGUAUUAUUAUAUCUCCACACCCACUCAUCACCACGGCCGGAGCUGCCUGAGAUUAAGAGUGUUUGUCUGCUGCUCAUCAGCAUCUGAUUCAGAUGAUGAGACCCAACCCACAGAGCCAGACUACACUCUAAGACCUAACAUUAAAAUCGAUGACCUCGAUGACUAUGAUAAUCCAGAGGUCCCGAAAUUGGAGAAGAGCAUCAGCGGUAGCAGUCCAUCCAGAGAUCGCCUUCUCCUAACCGUGGCAUCACUUUUCCUUAUCACCCUUUCGGUCUCCUAGCAUCCACCUCUUAACCGUCACCAUACCAACGAGGCCUUGGGUUGGGGGGGAAGGAAGGGUCCAGGGCCAGAUAAGUUUGCAGAUAAAGACUAGGAAAGAAACUGGAAAUGGAACACUUUGAUGCUGCAGCAGCUUAAGGAGUGUCAAGCACCAGCCCACAACUCAACAGUGGUUUUCAUGUCUUACAACAGCGACACACUUUGCGUGUCACGCAGACAAUACUAAUAUAGAAUAAUGAGAACUGUGCCAUUUCAGUUACAAUAGUGCAGAUUGUUUGUUUGUGUGUGUGUGUGUGAGUUUGUGUUUAUGCAUUUGUGUGGUGCCUUCGGUGCUCGGGGGUGGAGCGGAUCUUUACUUCGGUCUGAAGGUUUGAUGGCUCCAUUAUCUGUGAAUUGGCAGGUUAAAAGUUUAAAAGCGUCUCAGAUUCUGUUUGAUGAGAACUGAAAUGAAACCGUCAAGGAGUUCAGGUUACUCGAACCCAGAAAGAAAAAAACACAGAAGCACCGUUUAAUCCAAUUCCAAAAGUAUUUGUUUCUCUCUGUGUGUUUCUGUUGCCAGAGAGACGUACAAACCGCUGGAUGAUCAUGUAAUUGCCGUCAAGGAUGAACAGCAAUAUUCAUUUGAUGAGUUUAAACAAGUCUAUAAUAGAAACCGAUCUCACAGACUUGAAAUCAACUAAUUUUGGACUUUUCUAUUGAUAAUACGACAAUUUAUAAAGCAUCAAAUUCCAAUUAAAUCUGAUUCUUAUUUGAACGUUUUGUGGUCGCACAUGAAAGCAGGAGCCGAUAUGGUUGUUCUGUGAUGCAGAAAAUUGAGACAGAAGUGGUUUUGCACGAGUGCCAGCACAAACGCAUUAAACACAUUGAGACAAACAGAGGCCAAAUAGCUUUUUUUGUUGUUGUUUUCUUUCCUUCUCCCUUUUGAUAAAAGGUGCUUGAGUGAGUGAGCGAGUGCAAGUGUAUGUGUGUGAGUGCAUUAGCUCAGUGAUGCUGGAAAAAUCUCCUCUAGACUUUAUGGACUUCAACCAGAGGAGGACAGCUACACAGACACUGUAUAUAAAACACAUGCAUUUAUUUAUGUGUGGACAUUGUGGACGAACUCUGCUCAUUCGUUCGGACCAUGCUGAUUCCCGCUGGAUUUGAAAGUGCUCCGAACCAGUUUUGGCUGGUUCAUUCCAGUUUGAACCAGUUCCACUUAUCGCCGCUUGCUACUUGACUUCUUUCAGUGGUGAUCAGCAAGACCAAAUGGAAAUUGAGGGGUCUGGUGGUUAUAAUCGGUUUCUACGGCAACAGUUAUUCAUCUAUACACAUACCUAAAGGCACUAGGAAAUCAGAACAACACACACAAAAAGAAAUAACAGCAAUUACAGGCAAUGGUUCUGGUGACACUUUUGCCAAGAGUAAUACAAGCAAACAAAUGCUUCGGGGCAGAUAGUUAUUGCAUUCUUGCGAGCUAUUCAAGGGAUAAGAGGCAGAGUAUGCAUCAAUCAUUUUACAACAAGGUUCAAAAUUAAGGUUCUAAAUGUUUUAGACUGGCACCUUAUCAAGAUUGCAAUGACAUCAUAUCACAGCUUCAUGAUGAUAGCAGCAACCAGCGCUGCUUUUCGCCCUAGAGGCAAGCAAAUACUGCUUAAACUAGUGAUGGCAUGUGGUUUAGCAGAAAUGAUGUGUGGUAGAAGUUUUCUAACGUAGAGUCAUAAUGGACACCUUCUCUCACACCUACAGGCUUUCUUUAACAUAUCGCUAAAGCCGUUUAUUGGAUCAUUCUGCUUUUGAUCUAAAAAAUCAUUUCAAUUUAUGUGGAACAUUACGUCCGCUUUAUAUUCCAUUACUGUGGCUGCUGUGGUUUCACUGAUCUAGAGCAACUUCAGAACAAAUGAACACUAAUUUGAAUGCUCAGAAUGAUACUUUACAGACUUAAAUCUACAUUUAAUUUGUUUCAUGUAGUCAUUUCAAGGCAUUGGAUUGAGAAUAAGUAGGUUUUUGUGCUUUUGGGUUUUUCAGGAGUUUGUUUUUCUGAUGGAAUAAUGUAAUAUUUCAGAAGAGUCGAUCAGGCAAAGUGUCACUCUUCAAAUGUUGCACUUACAAAACUUGGACACGAGAAUUGUGCGUGUGUGUGUGUGUGUGUGUGUGUGUGUGUGUGUGUGUGUGUGUGUGUGUGUUAGAGACUGCAAUUGUUACAAGUUGACAUUUGUCUUAAAACUAGCCUAAAUAACCUUUCAGUCUUGUUUGUGUUUGUGUGUGUGUGUGUGUGUGUGUGUGUGUGUGUGUGUGUGUGUGUGUGUGUGUGUGUGUGUGUGUGUGUGUGUGUGUGUGUGUGCGCGUGCGUCUCUGCAUGCGUGCGUGUGUGUGUGUGUGUGUGUGUGUGUGAGAGAGAGAGAAAGAAUGAGAGAUCAAAAGGUAUUAAAGAUAAAGGAUGGUGUGAAUGUGUGUGUUUAUGCGAGUUGUUUUCAAUUGUUUAGUCUAGGCAUUUUCUGUGUGAGUGGGUGCGAGUCAAAGAAACUGUAUUGUUUUGGAGGAAACAAAAGCAUUUAUUAGUGUUGGAAACAACCGAAUACAAUCAUGUUUACCUUCAACUGGAAUGAAUUUAAAGAACUUGAAAAAAAUAAACUGUAAACUGAACAAACCAUAGCAAAGCUUAUAAUAAUAAUAAUCAUGAUAUAAAAAAGAUUAAGCCUUUGAUUCAUAUUUGUUUCAGACACAACAUUUUUUAUGAACUCAUAUGUUUGGGUAUUGAAAUGUCCUUCUGAAUUUGAUCACUGUCAGUGGAAACCGAAGGACUAAUCUAAUAAGAGUACACAAACAUAAUCUCCCCCACACUCUGACUUCCCAUCUCCUCAUAAAAUGUAGUUUCAGAUUUCCCACUGCUGUCAUCAAAAAUUAGCCAUUCUUUACCAAUCUCGCAAUCUAUGGUAUUUUGUGCACUCCAUCAUCUCUUUCAAAUAUAUUAUCAUAGUGUCAGUUAUCUGCAGAGUGUGUAAAAAGCAAGCAGCACAAAGAUGAAAGGAUUUCUAUCAGAGGCUGACCUGAUGCUGAAACCAUCUUAUCUAGUCAAUGCUACAUGAAGAUAUUUCUGUAUAUCCAACAACAUUGUUAAGCACAGGAUGCCACUUUUUAAAACUGAUACCCAUCCAAACAAUUUUUAGAUUAUUUUGUCUGCCAGUGCUAAAAGUGAGCAAGAUUACUUAUACCCCUACUAUAGAGUUGAAACAAAAUAUCGAUAAUUAAUUAGUUUUUAAGUGUUUUUUUUUUUUCAGCCCUAAAAAUACAUUUUAUGAAUACGCUUUUUUUUCUCUCAGAUUUUAUGCUGACCCCCUAUAACCCUCUUGUUGGGUCCCUGGGGGUCCCCGGACUCCAGUUUGAAAACCUCUGUCCUAAAUCAAUGUUUUUCGCGCUGGGGUCUGUGGACACCUAGUGCUUCGUGGUGUAAUUGCAAUGGGUGAAUAAAAUCAUUUAAAAAAAAAAAAGAGGAAGAGUAGGCUAUAUCUACUUUACAUGUCAUAUACAGGCAUUUGCAUUUUAGUAAUUUGUAUUUAUUUCGUAAAUGUAAGAACUGAUGAUAUGGCAAAAGGCCAGUGCAGUGAAUCAAUUGCAUUUGUUCACUACAAACAAACAAAAACAAUAUAAUCAAUGCAUACAUUUUUUAAGAAUUUAAAAUACCAUAUGACAGGGCCCAGUACUAAAAAAAGGCCUGUUUACACUGCUAUAACUAGGCUAAAAAAGUUUAAUAAUCGCUCUGUUUCUGAGAAUAAGGAAGUCAUAGUCAUAUAAAAAUAUAAAUAUCCUCUCUAAUCUGUCGCUAUAAUUAUCCAUAUCGAUUCUGAUGUGAAGGUGCAUUAACUCUAAUAGUUGCUGAGAAGAACGAGGCAGAACAGAUGUUGCUGGAUUGAACUACAGUCGUUUGAUUGUUUUUUCAUCUUAUUAGAGUGGCGUUUGAUUCAGAGCAACAUGUCGAGACAAAAGCUCGUGACGUUCCGUUAAUUACUCUGAAGCUAUGCGCGUGAGUAAACCGUCUGAACACACUGCAACAAUAACGGCGAUUGAUCCCCCAGACACACGCUGCUUUCUGCUACCGGUCACACAGAGCAGACUCUGACCUCAUCUGCUGCGGGAAAAGGACAAAGACGCCUCGAUAAACCAAAUGAUGGAGCUAAUGAGUAAAAUCUUCCGAGCAGUAUAAUGGUCUAGACAGACCCACAUCUGCACAUCUGUAUGUGUGUGGUGUGAUUGUUAGUUUAUGUAGGAAAACCUCAGUAACAAAAAUGCAAUAGCUACAAAGUUUCCUCUAAAUGACCACAGUUAUUUGGAGGAAGUAAAAAGGAGUCUGUUAGCAUUUAAUCCACCUCCCCCCCAACCAGAAUUUUUUUAGAAUAAUAAUUUUAUUUUAUAAAUUGACACAGAUAUUGACGAAACACUAUAUUAGAAAUAAGUAGGCCCAUAAUAAACUUGUAUGAUUGAUGUGUGCUACUGUAGAAUACGCUCUCAGCCCAGUUUUACUAAAUCGUGCACACAACUUUCUAACUUGUUUCCUCCUUUUAAGUAAAUUGUGCCCACGGUAUAAUGAUUCGUUCGUUGAUUUGAUUCAACUAAAUUCUGGCCAAGAUUUAGUAUCUGCACACAAUUAAGUAAAACGAGAAAACAAAUUCGUGCUCACGAUUUAAUGUUUUUUUCCCUGCAUGUGCGGGGCUCCAUAUGCUUUAAGCAGGGCUUAAAAACGAGAGAGAGAAAAAUCGGUUCACUCCGAGCAGAAUCGGUAUUUUACCGGUUUCUGUUCAUGCGUUCUCUGUAUUAUUACCGUUCUGAAACCGGUUUGAGUAGAAAAAAAAAUGCUCGGAGAGCGCAAAGGAUUCAGUUUUUGCUUGUUUGUGGUUGUCAGUUAAUAAAAAGGAUAAAUAAGUUAAUUGCAAAAGUUG
Messenger RNA from Cyprinus carpio (common carp), 6174 nucleotides. RefSeq names its product ephrin A3b. Gene Ontology annotation, biological process: axon guidance; ephrin receptor signaling pathway. Gene Ontology annotation, molecular function: ephrin receptor binding. The record is from RefSeq and is a predicted model, not a curated record. Gene Ontology annotation, cellular component: plasma membrane. Lineage: Eukaryota; Metazoa; Chordata; Actinopteri; Cypriniformes; Cyprinidae.